CCAAGGUCCAAAGCACCGAUUUGCGAGGAAGAUGGCUGAAGACCUCCAAAGAGAAAACAUUCCGAAGCCAUUCAGUUUCGCAAUCGCGGCGGCAAAACGACACCGCCCGGCAGCAGCAAAUGUUCUUCAAGAUGCCAGUAACCGCGGUCCUCCUCCCCAGCACGGUUCGGAACCAGCGUGGGGAAACAGUCAGAACCCUCCGCAAGACAAAGACAACAGAAAAUAUGUGCCACCGGGGAGACAACAGCAGCCAUAUAGCUCCUCCGUAGCAUCUUCGUGGAGAAGCCCUGACGCCCAGAAUCCGCAGUGUCAACAACAUUACGCAACUUCAUACCCAAACAAUGUAUACCCCGUCGCUUCGCACAACAGUCGGGCCCAUCCUCCCCCUCCCCCUCGCGUGGAAGAGCCUAGAGCACCGUUCGCCCCCUGGAUUGAUACCAUAGAUAGGAUGUUCUGGAAAGAGGCUAUUCGCAUGAAACUACUGUUGAAACCUCACCGGGACGAAGUGAUCAACCGGUUCCGCAUAGCUGGCCUUUCUGAGGCACAGCGCAGGGAGGUUGAACAUAUGAUCAAGAUGGCCGCCCAGAGGAGAAAUGGACUGGACCUUGCCAAUCUUGCCAAGUGGGAUCUUGUAGCUCUCCGCCGGCAUGGAGACUUGGAGCACAAGCUUCUUCUUAAGCAUAUCAAAGUCGUGCAGGCGCAGCCCGACCGGCGUAAUAGGACCACGACCAUGCCUUCAUGUGAACGGAAACCUUGUCUAGAUAUUUGCUGCGAAUUCCGUCACCCGACUGAUGCUCCUAUCACCAAGCGUGCUGCCGGAAGGGCUUUCAGGUGCUUGGUAGGAAUCCUGCUACGGCGAGCUGGUGCAGCGAGACUCAUUGAGCGAUCCGAAAUCCGCACCCUCAAAAUACAGUAUUACCGCGGGAUCACCAAGCGUGACAGACGCACCUCCACUGUGGCCAGUCUUGCUGCAUUCAUUCUGCUUGCCGAUUGCGAGGCAGAAUACACAUACCUGGUCAGCACUGCAAUUCGGCAGUGUGGAAUCGCGCGCUGGGCGGACGAAUCAAGCAGUGAGAUCACCGUUUUGAAUGACUUGCUAGCGGAUCCGCUGUUCGACGAAGGCGAAGGAUCCGGAAGUGGGGAACCCCUGGAUAUGCCUGAGGCCGAUAACCGCCCCGGCGAAGACGACGAGGAGGAUGAGGAAGGCGAACCGGUUGACUGGAAAACCUUAAGCGCAGAGAAGCUGUAUCGCAAGAGCUUGGAAACUAUGGAAAACCCUAUUAUUGCGGCGCGCUUCUGCGUGACUACUUGCAAUGUGGGCGUUGGUGGAAAGAAGGCUCAGGUUCUACUCCCUUUGUGGCUCGAAUACACCAAAACAGAUGCGCCCCCCUCCUCAGACGGGGAGGAACAUGUCGCGGAGGCCGACCGGCUCACUUUGCCCAUGCUGUGCUACCUCUUUGCUCAUCUUGGUCCGGAACCGAUUCUCGAAUGUCUUGCAGCUGCUAAAACGCCGGGCUUUGUUGCUCCCGGACCGAACUCCAAGGCGCGUCAGACUCCACAGGACCGGAUCAACGAAAUCGAGCAGAGAACCUUCCACCGCGCAGUCGAGCUCGGGCUGCGAGAAGAGUGCGGGAAAGGAACCGUCAGAAGCCUGUACAGGUUUUGUGCUGGUCUGCUCGUGGAACUGGCUGCGAUUUUUGGGGAGAUUGUAGUUGAAGCGGAAGAUGGCGCUGACGAUACCGGAGCGGGCGCGGGCGCUCGUAGACCGCGGCCGGAGGAAACUUGGAGGGACUCAGAAAGCGAAGGGGAAGAAGGAGAAGAAGCGGAGGUGCUAGUUACAGAUUGGAGAGAACUCUGCCGUCCUCUGUCGAAUUAUCACCUGUCCUUCCCUCCGUCUCGCACCUGGCACCGCAAAGUCGGCACGCUCCUGGCUUUGCUUCUUGCAAUGUCAAACGCGCUGUCACACCAAGACCGCGGCUCUGAUCCGGAGCUUUUCCUUGUGCUCUUAAGGGAGCUGGUGAAAUCGUACGCGAUGGCCCAUGCCUUCAAAAAGCUCGCAAUCAGGAGAGGGGCGGUAGCCGAGCGGGCGGAAGAGGUGGGCGAGGAGACGGCAGCGAGUGUGAAGAGGGCGUUGUUGACACUUGAAAGCAAGAUCGGCAAGGAGCUGGGACGGGACGGGAUCUAUGUUGAAGCGGUCGAGGAAGGCAAGAUUUCAGCCGCACUUGGGAGCUUGAGCCUUUAACCGCUCCAAACGGACUCGCGGGUUAGAUUGUUUUACAUGACCAUGCUGGAAUUUCUCAUUUGCAGAGACGCAGGGAUAGGUGUGGCAAAUCUGUGCGGGUGUUACGUAGAUUGUAAGAUUUUUGCUUUCAGACCUUUGCAGCCGGAGGACAAUGGCAGAUGUCAUAUACCAGGUGCUGAAAGCGCCGUAGAGAACAUUUAUGCGGAGAACUACUGGCCGUUUGUUAUUAGGCCUGAGAUUAUCGAUCAAUAUACUUGUUGGCUGGAGCUGCUU
Fimicolochytrium jonesii is the source of this 2515-nucleotide messenger RNA. RefSeq lists its product as uncharacterized. Bases 32 to 2242 code for a protein of 736 amino acids. Lineage: Eukaryota; Fungi; Chytridiomycota; Chytridiomycetes; Spizellomycetales; Powellomycetaceae. The transcript is spliced from 9 exons. The record is from RefSeq and is a predicted model, not a curated record.